This is a messenger RNA of Gongylonema pulchrum, 651 nucleotides long. NCBI's taxonomy places the organism in Eukaryota, Metazoa, Nematoda, Chromadorea, Rhabditida, Gongylonematidae. The record is from the annotation of a GenBank genome assembly.
AUGCAACCAGAGAUUGGUAUAGGUGGUGGCGUUGGAGGUGCUUCACCAUACGCUACUCUUACACAGCAAAUCGCUGAGCAGGUGGCGUUGAAAAUUUUGUUUCCUUCUCCUUUUUCACAUUACAAACCGAUCCGUAUCGCAGUAAGUAAAGGCCUAAUAGAUGUGUCGAUGCUCAGUCAUCCUCCACCACAGAAUGCUCUGGUUAUUCUGAACAUCCUGCUGCAAAAGUUGCCGAAACUGGAGCAGGCUCAGCAGGAGUACCAGCAGGUGGUGCAUACUAUGAGCAGCCCAGCCCAGAAGCAACAAGGUCGCGGCCGGCGACGAGGCGCACUGACUGUUGGCAUACGACGUGCACUAAUAAUGAAGGCAUAUUAUUGUGCUGCACUGCUGGAUGGUGGGGCGGAGUGGAGGAAAACUCGGCCGAAUGCCGUCCUGAAUGGAACAUUAGCUCCUGUACAGCAGCAAGAUGGACAAAGCCGCCUGCAGCAGUGGAAACAAGCGAAUGCACAGGACUGCACCAGUGACAAGCACAGAGCUGUUUCCGAUUGUUCCGAAUUGGAGGUGACCAGUCCUUUCACUGCUCGAGUAGCACUGUCUUUACUAAAUGCGCUGAACGUUUUUGCUUCAGCUUUUCUCAGGACCAGUUUCUAA